AUGCCUUUGAGAGAAACAGUCCCGAUCACAGGUGGAGUAGGAGAAGGCUCCUCUGAGAUCAACCCUCACGAUCAACCAACAACAACAGCAACUCCACUCACAUCAUUACCUUAUCACCACAAUGGUAAUGAUCGAAAUAAUGAUCGUACUGAUAACAUCAACACCGAAAGAUCUUCAUUUCCUCCACCUUUCAGUCAUGAUAAUGCUGACCAAAAUAAUAAUGAUAGAAAUAAUGAUAACAAUAAUAUUAAUACCGUUAUUAGCGAUGAUAAUACAACAACCACUACUGCUUCUACUAGGAAUAAUACAAACCAACAGCAUAUGAUUAGUUCCUCCAUCCCAACCGGUCCUACCACUCCAACUCCUCCUCCGAAUUCAUCAACAAUUUUCAAUAAUGAGUUUUUCCAAAAUCAAGAGGUGAGACGACAUGCGCAAGCAAUUGCACUCAAUAUUAUCAGAUUUGUUUUUAGAGCAUCACCGUUUGUUACAAGAUAUUUGGAGGAGCUUUGCUAUUUUAUCGGAAUGCUUUUAUUCGUGUCUCUUGUAUUGCUCCACUCUUCUUUUUACAUAUCACCGAAUAAUUUAGCUAAUCCAUCACAACAAUCAUUACUAAUGUCAACAUUGACCAAAUCAGAAAUUGUAACAAAUCAUGUACAACAAAUCAAAUUGAUGAGAAUUUUUUCGUCUCAAGAGGCUCAAAAUUUGACCAAACAUUUCCCACCCUUAUUACGUACAGCACUUUUUGGAAUUGAUUUUCAUGGAUUUAAUUUAAGUACCAAUAGCAUCUAUGAUGAUCACAAUAGCAGUAAUUUCUUCAAAAGUGAGCAUGCUCAACUAUUGACCAAUGUAUCGUUGGAGAAAUCUACUGCCUCUCAAAUUCAAGUUACUAACAUGUUAGAGGACAAUACUAGUGUCCGAAAUAUCAUUGUCACUCAGAAUGGAAAAGUUGCUGAUGAAAAUUUCACACUCUCACCGACAUCAUCUUUGCAAGCCGACUCUGUUCAACCACCACAUGAUAUCCAAGUUUCAACACAUCAGGAUUUAGAACAGGGUAAAGAGAGUUCUGUCCUUCGCCACACAUCAUCGAAGGACUUAGAGAUCUCAGAGAAAACCGCUGUGCCACCUUCUGAAACGCAGCACGAAUCAAAAGAGGAUACCAAUUAUUUUGAACGUACUCAAAAAAUCCUCAACCUACUUGGUAAUGCUCUACUCGAUAUAUUUAUUCGUCCAUUUUCUGUGAAACCUCGUGUUACUUGCUUAGAAAACCGAAUUAUGGAAAAGUAUCGAGGUGAGCUCAUUAAAAGGUACGAAAACAGAACCGACACUCUCACUGCCGCCUCAGUGCAUUCAUUUCUUUUAAGAUUGUAUAUUGAGGGUCCAAUAGACAAGAUGAUGAGAGAAUGGGAAAGAGAAUUGUCUUUAAAAAAGACCAAAUCUCAACCUUUCAAGAGUGAUACUCCAACGAGCCAGCUAGACGACACAAAUUCACAAUCACUUCUGAAUGCUCAACAAGAAUCUUCUUCAUCCGAAUUGCAAAGCCAAUCUCAUUCAGAAAACGCCAAGAAAGACACCUCUCAACAAACCUCUCUUAAGGAAAAAGGUAGCACCACUAAUGAUGUCAGUGUUGACACUCCUUCAUCGGGAGAGACAGAGGAGGAAAACAAUUCAGAUGAGUGGUCACUCUCUCUCGAUCAUGCAACAGACGCUAUCAAAUCUUGGAUACUCUUCAAGUAUCAACAUUCCCCUCUCUUUACCGAUAUUUUUAACGAUACAAGAUUAUUCGUCUACACAACUGAGAAGGGCUUAUUCUAUAUUUCAAGAGAGACAAAACAAACUUUAUCUAUUCCUUCCUAUACUAUCAGUAUUGAUUGGAACGAUUCUUGCUUUGAUAUUUUGGGAGGAUCAUUUCCCUAUCUUCUCUCCUUCUUAAUUGGUUAUGACACCACUAUUCUAAACACAUUUGUUCAGUAUAAUUAUGACUUCAAUCAUAACUAUACGAUCAAUAGUGGAGUCUUGUAUUCUAGACAAUAUGAUGAGAUUUACUAUUUGAAAUAUGGACAAGUAGAAAUGGAUGCCAUUUCGAGAGGUAUUUCAAAAAUAGCUCCAUUGAUUGUCUACCUGAUGGUAUUUGUUCUAAUUUACUAUUUGGUGAGAACGACCCAAAUGAAUAUAUUGAACAUGAUCGUGGAAUUACAGCUAAAUGUCUUCUUUGUGCAACGUAUGGCACGCUCAUUCAUGGUUCACUUGUUCCAAAAUUUAAUGUUUGUGCCAGUGUUGCUAGGAGUUAUCCACUUUAUCGAUAAUUUCUUUUCUGGAGAUCAGAAAGCAAGUUUAUUAGUAUUUUGUCUCAUUUGGAUUUCUCAAAUAUUCAUGAAUAAUGUUUGCAACUCAAGAUUUAGCAAGGCUGUCUUUCCAUGGGUUCUUCACUUUUAUUGCUCCACGUAUUUUAUCUAUUACUUUAGCCAUCCCCACGGCUAUUCUUACCUUGCAUUUUCAACUCUUUUCUCAGUUAUUGUACAAAAGAUGCUUUAUCUGUGGAACACCUGCGAGUAUAAUUACAUUGUAAACCACCAUCCAAUACUGAGAGACAUCUUGGGCACUGGUGGUGGUAACGCCAAUAAUGACGAUUUUGAUAUUUUCGAUAGAAUUAAUGCAAUGGUACAUCAACGAAAUGGAAUCCCGUCGGCUCCAAGAAUUCAAAAUGUUCAACAAUUCGUAUUUAAUUUGAGUGACAUGAAUAAUGGACAUGCUAUUGAGCAACAAAUUGGACGUUUCAACAUUUCCAUCUCUCUCGCUCAAAACAACAACACUGCCAGUAGUCAUCACGCUCCCUCAAAUACCACUCCUACACAUUAA
Molecule: messenger RNA, 2856 nt
Organism: Naegleria fowleri
Lineage: Eukaryota; Heterolobosea; Eutetramitea; Acrasida; Naegleriidae
Exons: 3
Coding region: 1-2856 (951 amino acids)
Biological process (GO): positive regulation of ERAD pathway; response to endoplasmic reticulum stress
Cellular component (GO): endoplasmic reticulum
Source: RefSeq, a predicted model, not a curated record